Schizosaccharomyces octosporus yFS286 is the source of this 3490-nucleotide messenger RNA. Its product is annotated as metallopeptidase. Gene Ontology annotation, molecular function: metal ion binding. The coding region runs from base 205 to 3348 and encodes 1047 amino acids. The transcript has a single exon. The record is from RefSeq and is a predicted model, not a curated record. Lineage: Eukaryota; Fungi; Ascomycota; Schizosaccharomycetes; Schizosaccharomycetales; Schizosaccharomycetaceae.
UGAAAUUAACCAAGAGCCACCUUUAAGUCGCCUAUUUGUGAAAUACAAUACAAGUAGGAUAGAUCUUUAUAGAGGGUUCUUCUAGUCAUCUUCUUGCUUUAGAAGAUACUUCCUCCGGCAUAUCAGCGAUUAUUAUCGUUUCAGUUAAGUAAACUGGAGAAGAUUCGUUACAUACACGCUGAUCAGGACUAGUUAUUUGCACAAAUGAUUUCAAAGAGACCUGAAUUGGAAUUUCGACAAAUUGCUUCUGAGCGACUUUUAAGUUAUGAAGUAAAAAAAUGGAUCAACGAUGUCACUGGCUUUACGGUCGCGUGUGUAAAUACUCCCACUACUAGAGUCAAUGGCUCGUUUGUCGUAGCUACCGAAGCUCAUGACAAUUCUGGUUGUCCUCACACUUUAGAGCAUUUAUGUUUCAUGGGGAGUAAGAAAUACCCCAUGAAUGGCAUCCUAACCAACUUCGCUGGAAGAGCAUGUGGUGACAUUAAUGCUUAUACAGACGUUGACUGUACAGUUUACGAGCUAUCUUCGGCGGAAGAAGACGGAUUUCUAAGACUGCUUCCUGUUUUUGCCGAUCAUGUGUUAUUCCCACUGCUUAGCGAGGAUGCUUUUUGCACAGAAGUAUAUCAUAUUAAUCAGUUCGGGGAGGAGUCGGGAGUCGUGUAUUCUGAAAUGCAAGAUUCUCAAACUUCUGAAGUUGAUGUUAUGUUUGAUUGUAUUAGAACAAAUCAAUAUCCCCCUUCCAGUGGUUAUUUCUACGAGACAGGAGGGCACCCGGACGAGCUUCGUAAACUAUCUAUUCAACAGAUUCGUGAUUACCACAAGUCUAUGUAUGUUCCCUCAAAUAUCUGUCUCGUCGUUGCUGGUUCGAUAAACGAAGAACGCCUUCUUGAAACUUCUUCUUCGAUAGUUAGAGAUAUCAUUGAAAAUGAUUUAAAGACUCCUGAAGGGUGGGUACGACCAUGGUCCCAAAAAGACGGUAACGGUCAAAUUCCUAAAUCUUUAGUCAAAAGUGUAAACUUUUCUUCGGAAGAUGAGUCGACAGGUUCGCUUUCGAUUGCAUGGAAUGGUCCUACUUUAUUAGAUCAAUUUAAAAUAUUUGCUAUACAAACAAUUUGCGAUUUCCUCAGCGAGUCAGCUGUGUCUCCUCUCAAACAAGCUUUCGUUGAGAUCGAAGAUCCAUUUUGCUCUUUCAUAUAUUUCUACGUUUUUCCAAAAGAUCCCUGUUCCAUCCAAUUAUUCCUUGACAGUAUUCCUGUCGAAAAGAUAGAUGGUUUGGUUGAGAAGGUUAUAUCUCUUUUAUCCAAUCUCCAAACUAUCGACAUGAAGAGACUGCAUGAUUAUCUGGAUACCCAAAAAAAUCAGUAUCUUACCGCGCUAGAGGUGACUCCACGCUUAUUAUUUACAAAGAUUCUUACACUCGACCACGUUUACGGCAGUAGAGAUGGGUCAGAUAUCUCAAAGUUUAUGGAGAGUUUGUCCUACAACGAGGAAUUAAAAAAAUGGACCGAAAAGAAUUGGGUAAAUCUUAUUCGUUCUACUUUUAUCGAAAAUAAUUCCAUUUCAGUUUUGGCACUGCCUUCAUAUGAAAUGGCGGAAAGAGUUAAGCAAGAAACCAAUAAAACGUUGAGUGAUAGAGUAAAUACUCUUGGUAAAGAAGGUUUGGAGACUAUAAAACACAAGCUCGACUCUGCGAAAGCAAUGAACGAGCAAAAGCUUCCUUCUCAUUUAGUUUCCUCAUUUAAAAUUACUCAUCCCAGUCAGAUACAUUUUUAUAACUCUACAACGGCGAAAACAAAGUGGUCAGGACAAGCUUUUGAGAAUGAUGUUCAAAAGUAUGUUGAUUCUGACGAAAAGAAUCUUCCAUUAUAUGUACAAUUUGAUCAUAUAGAUUCAUCGUUUGUUACUAUUGUUACGUAUUUCGAUACCGCUAACAUCCCUCCGGCUUUGAAACAAUAUCUCUCCGUAUUUGCUAAAUACAUUUUAGCAGCUCCAGCGGAAUUAGAGAAUCUGGGAAUUAUUUCCCACGAGGAGGUUGUAAAGCGAUUGGAGCGUGAUACCGUGCUCUUUGAUGCAUCUUUAUUAUUUGACAAGCCUUCUUGUUCGUAUUCUUACUAUGAAACGAAGCGAGAAUUGUUUUACCUUGAAUGUCGGGUAACUAGAGAAAACUACCAAAAGGGUAUCUAUUGGAUAGGAACAUUAUUAACGGCAACUUUAUGGGACAAGAAUAGGCUGUUGUCUGUUAUAAAUCAACUGUUGGCCGAUAUUCCUUACCAGAAAAGAGAUGCUGAAUGCGUUCUGCCAUCCUAUAUUGACAUAAGACUGUACAAUGAAUACUCUUUGAAGUCUUCUUUGAACACAUUAACUCAAGAAAAGGUUCUCCGUGAGCUUCGUCAAAAACUUAUUAACAACCCUGCGGAGGUAUUUUCGUUCUUUGAUGAUUUGAGAAAGCAUUUAUUGCAAUCUAUGUGCCCACGAGUACAUGUGGUAGGUAAUAUACUUCAAACGGCUAAUGCCGCCUCGUCCUGGACGAACUUUGUCACUCAAAUCCUUCGAAAGAAGGCCCCAGGAUCUCAGAUCCCAACUUCUUUUUCAAGACUUUACUUGCAAGAAGACGAAUUUAAGUCACAUAGCUCUCUAACGGUUAUACCUAUGCCUUCUAAUGAAAGCAGCGAUUUAGUUGUUGCCAUUCCCGGCAUUAAAGAUUGGAAUGACCCCGAUCUUCCCAUAGUAGUUUUGAUAGCAAAUUAUUUGGGUUUGAUGGACGGUCCUUUUUGGAACAGAAUACGUGGUUCUGGCUUGGCAUAUGGAUUCAAUAUGGGAAUAGACAUUGAUGGAGGAUUACUAUUUUACUCUAUCUUAACUUCAUCGGACGUUUAUAGAGCUUGGUCAUCUAGUAAAGAUCUUUUAAAAUCAAUCAUCUCUGGAAAAGUUUCAGUUAACAAUUUUGAUUUGGAGUCCGCCAAGUGCAUGGCGUACAGUACAGUAUCGGAGCUUGAAAACAAUGCCUUUUAUUCUGCUAAGAACUCUUUUACUUUGCUUUCGAUCAAAAAUUUAACGAAAGAUUGGGAUCGCAUCUUUUUGGACAGGAUUGCUGCCGUUACGAUUAAUGAAUUUAUGGAAAGUCUUAAAAAGUACUGUUUACCAUUCUUUUCUCCAAAAAACAAUUUGGCUGUUCUAACGUCUUCACUGUCAAGAUUAGAUCAAACCGUUUCUGAGUUUCAGUCUGAAGGAUUUGAUGUUAGCGUGAAAAGUAUUCAUGAGAUUCAAGGUUUGGAGCCUAGCUCAGAUGAAGAAUCAGAAUCAGAUGAAGAUGGUGAAACUGCUUCUGAAGCUUCUGAGGAAGAAUAACUAUGGUUCAUUGAGUAUUAACGGCGAUUUGCUAUUUUUCCUUCUGGACUAGUAUAAAUUAAAAAUGUUUAUUUAUUCAAUACUGAAUGUAUCUAACAGAUACAAAAUAAGAAAUUUUCAAUUCUUUUAUUUUUAGAUCUUG